Onychostoma macrolepis is the source of this 1388-nucleotide messenger RNA. RefSeq lists its product as uncharacterized. NCBI's taxonomy places the organism in Eukaryota, Metazoa, Chordata, Actinopteri, Cypriniformes, Cyprinidae. The transcript is spliced from 7 exons. The coding region runs from base 285 to 1100 and encodes 271 amino acids. The record is from RefSeq and is a predicted model, not a curated record. Gene Ontology annotation, molecular function: S-adenosylmethionine-dependent methyltransferase activity.
CGAUACUGUUUCUGAUACUGGAGAAAUAUGGCGACGUCCGUAACACUGCAAGGUUUCAUUACAAUUUACAUGAUGUUAUUUUAAUUAAUGAGUUCAGCUGAGGUCCGAUUUCUUUCUUCAAACCCGAUUUAACGGACAGCAGCUUUGAAUGUUUUUAUUCAGCACGGUAUUUUCAUUAUCAGGCACAGACAAGAAACUGAGCGACAGAGACCACUGAACGACACACAGCUCGCUUAGAUGUGCAGAAAUUUCCUCUGAAGAUUCGCUCUGAAGUCACAGUAAAGAUGACGGAAAGAAUGUUUGAAGAGAAACAGCAUUCCUCCCUCUAUCAAAAAUAUCGAUUUGAUCCACCAGAUGAGCUGAAGGCGCUUAUUCUCCAGUAUCUGGACAAAAAGAAAGGAAAGCCCCAUCAGCUGGCUGUGGAUUUGGGCUGUGGAACAGGGCAGAACUCUCGUCCCCUGACGGCAUAUUUUGAGCAGGUAGUGGGUAUUGACGUUAGUGAAUCUCAAGUGGAACAGGCGAGAGCAGUGCCAGGGUUCCCUAACCUCAGUUACAGAGUAGGCACAGCAGAGGAGCUGCCAUUCCCAGAUGACUCAGUGGACCUGCUGACGGCUGCGUCUGCAGCUCAUUGGUUUAAUGCCGAACGUUUCAUAAAGGAGGCUACACGUGUCCUGAAGCCACGUGGCUGCUUGGCUCUCUUUGGCUAUGGAGACAGUAUGAAAAUGCACUAUGAAUCCUGUGGUGAUCGACUUAAUAACAUAUAUGAGGAAGUAAAGCAAAUACUGCUGCCUUAUACAAGCAGUAAGGUAACUGGGGCCAACAGCAAGUUAAAUGACUUAUUUGAAGCCAUACCCUUCCCAGAUAAAGAGAGGAUUGAAAUAAUUCCAAUAAAGCAGCAGCUGAGCAUCAAGAAUGUAAUUGGUUUUGUUCAGACAUUCUCCAUGUACCAAGCCUAUCUGAGAGCCGAUCCAAGCGCUGCAACCACGCUGCUGGAGAGAACAACAUCACGUAUUCAAGAGGAGAUGAAAGUGUCAUCAACAGAAGCCAAAGUUGACUUUAUAAUGGAGUACUUCUGUGUGCUUGCAUGUAAACCUGAGUGACACAUGACUCAAUCACAUGACGCAUCUCGCCUGUACUAACAUCCCAGGUGUUUAGUUAUUGUAGUUCCUAAUCUUACUUUCUUAAUCAAUUGUUAGCAAAUUUGUGGUCUUACAAACACACAAUAUUUUGUUUAUAAUUACACAUGAAAGAUUCUGAAAAUAUAAACCACUUAGUAUUUGCACUAUGCAUUAUGAUGUUGCACAAUGUUAAUUAGAAUUCAUUUCCUCUACAACAUGCAGGCAUUGAUGUAAUGCUGUUUAAAAUAACAAUAAAGUCAAUGUUUUUUA